GCCCCCAACAGCAGCAAAACAAUGGCAACGAACGGAUUUGCCUUUGGGCUGCUGCUUUUGCUGCUUUGCGUGAUCAAUCGCGUCCACUUGUCGCAAGCAGUCGAUGCGUGCACCGCGUGCAGUUGCUCGGGAAUCACCGUGGAUUGCACGAGCAAAUUGCUCGCUGAGAUUCCAACCGCAAUCCCACUCGCCACAAAGCUGCUGUAUCUGCAGGACAACCAGAUCACCAGUAUUCCUGCGUCGGCAUUGACUGGCCUGACUGCGUUGACCAACCUAGUUUUCCUUCGCAACCAGAUCACCAGUGUUGAUGCAAACGCAUUCACAGGCCUCACUGCGCUGACUUACAUGGAUCUGUCCUACAACCAGAUGACCACCAUUCCCUCCUCUGCAUUCACAGGCCUGACUGUGCUGAACUUCUUAAAUAUCGGAAACAACAAGAUCACGAGCAUUCCCUCCUCUGCAUUCACCGGCCUCGCUGCGCUGGAACAAUUGGAUCUGGGAACCAACCAGAUCACCAGCAUUUCCGCCUCCGCGUUCGCGGGCCUGACUGCGAUGUUUUCAUUGGAUCUUCAGUCCAAUAAUAUCACCAGCAUUCCCGCUAAUACAUUCACCGGUCUCGCCGCGCUGUCUAUGUUAUACAUGCAAACCAACCUGAUCACCAGCUUUGCGGCCUCUGCGUUCACAGGCCUCACUUCCUUGGGUUUCUUGGAUUUAUCCGCGAACCAGCUCACAGACAUUGGCUCGUCUGAAUUCACCGGCCUGAAUGCGAUGCAGCGAUUGCUGCUGCACAACAACAAGAUCACCAGCCUUUCUACAAACGCAUUCGCGGGUCUGACUGCAACUGGACUGCAAGCCUUGACUUUGAAUGGCAAUCCCCUGACCACAUUGCCGCCUGGUCUGUUUAAGGGCCUGCAAAAUGGUUUGUACUUGUCGUACACAUCCGACUUUGCCCAGCCGCUGAGCCCCAACAACUUUACCUUUGGUGACAACACUGUCGCUCCGCCCAGCACAUACGGCACUGCAUCCACUCCAAAUAAGUGUGACAAAGCCUGCGCCACCUGCUUUGCGGCUGGGUCCGCUGGGUGUUGCCCGAACAAUUGCCUGUACUGCACUUCAACGUCUGUGUGCAGUCAGUGCAACGACGGUUAUGUUCCAAUGGGUGGAUCAUGCGUGUCGCUCGCGUCCAUUGCUUCUGCUUCCAGCGCCUCCGUUGCUUCAGUCGCGUCCACGCAAGCUGCCUCGGUUGCGUCGCUUGUUUCCGCUACCUCAGAGCUCUCGGCAUCCGUCGCGUCCCUUGCUUCUGCGUCUUCAGCCUCAUUUGCCUCCGAGGUCUCUGCAUCGUUUGCUUCCGUUGCUACUGCCUCUUCAGCCUCAGUUGCCUCCGAGGCGUCCGCGUCGGUUGCCUCCGAUGCUUCCGCCACCUCAGCUUCUGACGCUUCCCUCGCUGAGGCGUCUUCAGCGUCAAUUGCAUCUGCUGCCGGCGCGUCGUCCGCCUCUGUCGCUUCUGAAGUUUCUGCUACCUCGGCAUCCUUUGCUUCCAUCGCGGCAGAGUCGUCAGCCUCGGUUGCAUCCCAGGCAUCCGCAUCAGCAGCCAGUGCUUCGUCUGCGUGGCAGACAUCGGCUGCAUCUGCUGCGUCCAAUGCUCCGAAAGGCUCAAGUGACUCAGAGUCAUGGCCGAUCAUUCUCGGCGUGAUUCUUGGCCUGUUAGCCCUCAUCUUGUUGGCUGCGCUGGCUGUAGCUCUUCGGCGUCGUCGCGCACCAAAGUCAUUGCCAGCCAUCAGCGCAACCACCAAACCACGCGAAUCUGCAUCCGCCUCAGAGCCUACCUAUCAGUCUGCUGAUCACAGCACUGUGUCGAACGUUGUGAAUCCAACCUACGAAGCUUUGUCUGCCGCUGGCAACCAUGUCUUGUACGAGGAUGUUGGCUCGAUGCCCCAGGCUCCUCCUGUCGGUUUGUCGGAACAGGUGUAUGCCGAAGCAUCUGCGGUUGCACCCAGUUCAAUGCAAGCAUCAAGCAGCGGUGUCGAGUAUGCCCAUCCUUUGCUGCCUAACGCAUCGUCUGUUCGUGUGCAGCCCGCGUCCACACCAACCACGUACUCGGCGAUCACUGUUGUGCCAUCCGAGCAGAAGUACGAAACGGCGUCUGCUACGCCCGCUCAAGCCUUGUACGAGGAUGUCGGCUCGCAGCCCCGAGCUUCUGAAGGUGCCUCGGAGCUGCUCUAUACCGAAGCGUCCACGGCUGGGUCUGGUGUCGUGUACGCCAAUCCUUCGCUGCCCAAUCCCUCGUCUGUUCGUCCGCCGCCAGAGUCCUCAGCAACCCCUUACGCGACAGUCGCUGCUGUGCCUUCGACGCAGAACGGAAAUGUCGAGUACUCUUCGAUCGCAAUCUAGCAAACGAGCGUGGUUGGCUUGUGCUGUUGGAAUCCCAGCAAGGCUUUGAGCACCCUCCCUCAUCCUCAUGCUUUCAUCCUCAGUUCGACAUUUUCAAUAAACGUUCAAAUUGGCUCUA
Capsaspora owczarzaki ATCC 30864 is the source of this 2509-nucleotide messenger RNA. RefSeq lists its product as hypothetical. The transcript has 13 exons. Lineage: Eukaryota; Filasterea; Ministeriida; Capsasporidae. The record is from RefSeq and is a predicted model, not a curated record. Gene Ontology annotation, cellular component: plasma membrane. The coding region runs from base 22 to 2391 and encodes 789 amino acids. Gene Ontology annotation, molecular function: protein binding.